CUAUUGGGUUUGUUUGUUAUGGGAAGAACUGCGAACACAAAACUUAAUUGUAAUUUAAUAAACCUUUUAGUAACCUCUCAACUAUAAAACACGGCUUUAAAUAUGUCAAUGCACGGGUUAUUACGACAAUAAUUAUAUUCGGUGAACUUCUGUUUUCAAGAUUUGUUAAUUGACUACAAUUGUUAAGUUUAUUGUAAAGUAAUACAUUUUCGCGACGCAAACAAAACCAUGUCAGAACAGAAUCAAACAGAGAGUAUACUUCAAGCCAUUCAUCUGACACAGAAGCUUCGCUCCAGCGUAGCGAAAGUCUUUCAAAACAUGGCAGAUGGAUGCUCUGUUGAAAAGGGGAACGAGAAACACAUUUUGAACAAAUUUCAUGAGUCUUUGUUGGCAGUGAACAAUGACAUCAGUGAUCUUGAAAAGACUGGAAACAUGCUGGUAAGCCCCUCACCUGUGACUGCUAACAGUAUGUACUUAAGCAACGACCCAGCGAUUGACAAAACUCCAGUAUAUCAGCAGAUCUUGCAGGCCUACAAGUGGUCAAAUAAGAUUUCAGAUUUGUCUGGUUUAGCAGCAAAUGUUCUAGAAGCACAGAACAAACUUAAGCGCUCUCAGCCGAUCACAAUUAUGCAAGCUAAACGCCCCAAGCGGUUGCCUCCAACAGGACAUGCCUUUCCACAAACGGUGGUAGAACAGACACUUAAUCGCUUAAGAAAGUUACCAGAAAUUUCAGACAUCAAAACAACACACCCUCUAGGCAGCCAUGCAGUCCUGCAGAUUACCCUCGGCAGCGUGUUAAAGGCUCAGGUUGCUCUACGGGGACUGAUGAUAGAGUGGGUGAAUGUGAGAGGGUACACUGAGGAGAAUCCAGAUGACUCCAAGCUUGAAUUAUGGGCAAAAUCCAGAUAUGAAGUGUUCCAAAAGGUGACAGAAAGCUGUACUGCAGCCUCUCUGUACUUCUACACCCCUCAUAAUGCAGAGUUUGCUAUCAAUUUAUUCAUGAAAUGGUUUACUCAGUACCGCACCUUGUUUUCGGCCAAAUGUUCAAAAUGUUGCAACCAUUAUCUGAAUGGCCUUCCACCAACUUGGCGAGACCUGGCCACAUAUGAACCCUACCAUGAUGCAUGCAGACAGUGAAAAAACCCUUCUACCCAUAUUUGGAUAUUUAAGAUGGAUUAUUUUGCCUAGUGAUUAAGGCGUCAGUGUCAACAGUAUGCUGGCAAGUGCGCCAUCCCCACUGAAUGAGACAUAUGCAUUGCUGCUCAGAGCUUCAAGAACAAAAUGUGCUUGUAUGCAUUUUGUAUAAAAUGGUUUAUUAUGGUUAACCAGAAGGUCUUUGAUCUUAUCAGAGUGACAUUGCCUUGUUCGUGAAUUACUGAAGUUCUGUUGUAUGUUGAAUCUGAGUAGUGAAUAUUUAAAUCAUUAAUUUUAGAUGGAAUAGUUCUGUCAUAUUUAGAUAGACUGAGCACUUAGAAGUUUCGGACCGAAAUAGUGUCAUAUUUUGGAAGCCUGAUUACUUAUUUAUAGCUAAAAUUGCAUUUGUAAAUUUGUAGUUAGCUUUUUAAUUAGACCAAAAUACAAUUUUCAUGACAUGUUCCUCAUUUGGGCUUGACAAUAGAUGCAGUAAUUAAUA
Messenger RNA from Dreissena polymorpha, 1633 nucleotides. RefSeq names its product mediator of RNA polymerase II transcription subunit 27-like. Bases 229 to 1137 code for a protein of 302 amino acids. Lineage: Eukaryota; Metazoa; Mollusca; Bivalvia; Myida; Dreissenidae. The record is from RefSeq and is a predicted model, not a curated record. Gene Ontology annotation, cellular component: mediator complex. Gene Ontology annotation, biological process: regulation of transcription by RNA polymerase II. The transcript has 8 exons. Gene Ontology annotation, molecular function: transcription coactivator activity.